This is a messenger RNA of Fonsecaea multimorphosa CBS 102226, 540 nucleotides long. RefSeq lists its product as uncharacterized. Lineage: Eukaryota; Fungi; Ascomycota; Eurotiomycetes; Chaetothyriales; Herpotrichiellaceae. Bases 1 to 540 code for a protein of 179 amino acids. The record is from RefSeq and is a predicted model, not a curated record. The transcript has 2 exons.
AUGCCAAAUCUCUUUGGCCUGCUGAGAUUAGGGUGUGACGGCGCCGAUCGCAGGCCAGGCCAGCAUCUGAAUUCAUACACUGUACAAUCAUUAUUGAAAACCUACUUGAAUCUUACCAUCUCCAGUCGGCUUUGCGAGGGCCUGCCCUUGGUCGGCCACGACGCGAUGCUUAUUCCUCAAGAAUCUGGAUCGCACAGCUCCACCCAAGUGCCCAGCAAUACAGUGUUGAGGUUCCGAAUUGGGGCCUAUUCGCGGAAGCCGAGGGUUGUUUCUCAUCGGGGGCCAGUCCGUGCUCAGCUGAACCUGCCGCAACAUGUCAGACCUCAUAUCAACGCUCAUCAUCCCAAUCGUAAUCUUAUACACAACAAUAGCCGAAAACCUACUCAGGACCAGCAGAAUGAGCACAACCCUGUGACAUUUGGUGAGCCGAAGAUCCUAUAUGAGCCAUUCUGGAUCUUUCCCACGAAGGACAAUGCGAAUACGAGAUCGGGGGUGCAGUUCUGUAAGUCCGACUCGGUCCGAUCCAGAGCUACGCGUUGA